AUGUAUUAUUGUGUAUUUCAGGAGGAUUCUUCAAGGGCAACAAACAAUUACACAACCUUUAACCAGUUUAUUCUCCUAGGACUCUCCAGUUACAAUGAUCUACAGCUUGAGCUCUUUGUGAUUUUUCUCUUCAUUUAUAUACUGACUAUACUGGUCAAUGGGACCAUCACUCUACUCAUAUGGAUGGACUCCCGACUACACAAACCCAUGUACUUUUUUCUAAGCAACUUGUCAUUUUUAGAUAUGUGUUACUCUUCUGUUACUGUUCCAAAAACAUUAGCAAACUUCUUGUCCUCCAAGAAGACAAUUUAUUUCUGGGGAUGUGCCAUUCAGCUCUUCUUCCUCACCACCUUGGUCUGCGCUGAGGCUUUUCUGCUUUCAGUAAUGGCUUAUGACCGAUAUGUUGCUAUCUGCAAACCUUUAUUCUAUCAUAUAAUUAUGGAUUACAGAAUGUGUCUCAGUCUGGCAUUGGCUAGUUGGCUCACAGCAUUGCUAAAUGGUAUUACUCAUACAACCUUAACUUUCAGGCUCUCCUUCUGUAGUCAUAAGAUCAACCACUUUCUGUGUGAGAUCCCCCAACUGCUGCUAUUGUCUUGUACUUUUCCUUUAAUUAAUGAGGUGAUGCUGAUCAUCUUUGCUGGUAUCAUAUCUGUGUCCACCUUACUACUCAUUAUUACAUCUUAUACCUUCAUAAUUAGCUCAAUAAGUAAAAUCCCUUCUGCAGAAAGUCGGAGAAAAACCUUCUCAACUUGCUCUUCACAUUUCAUAGUUGUUACAAUAUUAUAUGGAUCAGCCAUGUUCUUUUACUUGAGACCAAGUACUGAUGUCUCGUUGAAUAGAGACAAAGUUAUCUCUGUGGUCUAUACAGUCAUAACACCACUGUUAAACCCCCUCAUCUAUAGUUUCCGGAAUACUGAGGUGAAAAGGGCUUUCCAGAAUGUAUUUCUAAGAAGAGGAGCCAUCUGA
Molecule: messenger RNA, 966 nt
Organism: Xenopus laevis (African clawed frog)
Lineage: Eukaryota; Metazoa; Chordata; Amphibia; Anura; Pipidae
Product: olfactory receptor 1052
Exons: 1
Coding region: 1-966 (321 amino acids)
Source: RefSeq, a predicted model, not a curated record